CUCGCCAUCUGGUGGCCGCUGAAGCUGCAGAUCACAAAACGGCGUGCUCGUUUCAUGAUUGUCUGCAUAUGGAUCAUAGCGCUAGGGUCCACCAUACCGUGGGCUUUGUUCUUCGAGCUGGUGCCCAUCUUUCCGGAGGCACCCGACAUCAAACUGUGCGUUGAGGUUUGGCCACCGGGUACGGACGGAGCUCUCUACUUCCUGCUGGCGAACCUGGUAGCAUGCUAUCUACUGCCUAUGACACUAAUCACUAUUUGUUAUAUAUUGAUCUGGAUUAAGGUUUGGCGGCGAUCCAUUCCAGGGGACUCUAAGGAUGCUCAGAUGGAUCGGAUGCAGCAAAAGUCCAAGAUCAAAGUUGUUAAGAUGCUUGUUGUAGUUGUUAUACUGUUUGUACUAUCUUGGCUGCCACUGUAUGUGAUUUUUGCAAGAAUCAAACUCGGAGGAGCCCUCGAGAGCAACGAGGAAGAAAUGCUGCAAAUUGCCACGCCCAUCGCCCAGUGGCUUGGAGCAUCGAAUUCAUGCAUUAAUCCAAUACUGUACGCGUUUUUCAACAAGAAAUACCGAAAAGGGUUCGCGGCAAUCAUACGAUCACGAAAGUGCUGUGGACGAUUAAGGUACUACGAAACCGUAGCCAUCGCAUCGUCAUCGACUAGCACCCGGAAAUCAUCACACUAUCACAACAGCACCAAGCGUCCACAGUACAGUCCGUCAAUGAAAUCAGUCGACGCUGUUUCCUAUAUCUACGAGGAGAAAGGUGGCCGAAAACAUCAUUCGAUUUCCAAGCAAGACAGUAACCUUUCGCGGCAUAUGCUACUCAAACAGGACAGCAGUAUAUCACGCCAGACGCUACUGAAACAGGACAGCAUCGCUUCACGAUCCGCAAUACUGUACCGCCAAGAUAGCGACAAUUCUCGUCAGAUGCUUCUGAAACAGGAUAGUAGCGGCUCGCGGGAUAUGCUUUCCAAGCAAAGUUCGGCCUCGGAUUCAAUCUCGCGCCAGGAUAGUCAGAUUUCAUACAUUGAACCUCGCAAAGGUAUCCUGUGCAAACAGGAUACACAAAUCUCGUACAUUGAGCAUACGAGUGCUAGUAAAAAAUAUUCCUCCUCGCUUUCGAGCCAGGACAGCGUCCUAUCGAUCAUUGAACACAAAAGACACAAGCUCGUAAAACAAGACUCAAUUUUCUCAUUCAAUGAGCCCAAGUCAGUGUACGAGAGUACUGCAGCCGCGCCUUCAAAUAAGCGGCACCAGCUGGUCAAACAGCACUCCGUUAUCUCUUUCGCCGACCAGAAACGCGGCGGCAGUCUCACCAAACAGGACUCGGUCACAACUAUCCAUCGAACCGGCAAUGGCGAAGGUCCAUACAUAUCAUCUAUCCUAAAGAAAACUGACUCGCAGUGCAGUUCAGCCUCGCCGAUAAGGAAAAAUAUUGGAUUUUUCGAAGGAUAA
Molecule: messenger RNA, 1446 nt
Organism: Sabethes cyaneus
Lineage: Eukaryota; Metazoa; Arthropoda; Insecta; Diptera; Culicidae
Product: neuropeptide SIFamide receptor-like
Exons: 5
Coding region: 55-1446 (463 amino acids)
Biological process (GO): G protein-coupled receptor signaling pathway
Cellular component (GO): membrane
Molecular function (GO): peptide binding; G protein-coupled receptor activity
Source: RefSeq, a predicted model, not a curated record